UUUGCCUCCACAACAAGUAACGAAACCAGAAAAAGCUCGGUAAAGGAAACAGGCGCUUUCUACCUGUUUUUCUUGUUUUCUUGGGUAAAAGCCAGUAAGCCAUGUCGCUGGAAGCUUAUGCUUCUGCUAAACGAGACGAAAUCCACACUGACGUGCUUUUGCAAGCCAGGCAAGCUUGCUACAAGGCUCGUGAUGCAUUUUACUCUUGCUUGGAAAAACAUUCGGACAAGAAACCCACUGAAAUCGGAUCAGUGGGGCUCUUAUAUCCCACUGAAUGCAAACCCUCCAGGGAGGAUUACGUUAAGAAUUGUCGAGUUUCUUGGGUGAAGCAUUUUGAUAGGCAGUACUGUAAGACCAAGCGAACGCAGAGGCUGCUUGAUGAUAAGGAAACGAGGAGAGGGGUGUAAGGCUUGUGUUCGGCCUCUGCUGAAGAUUGGACCAUCCUGGUCUAUCAUUGGCUGAAUCUUGCAUCCUUUAAUCAAAUUGCUGAGGUGUCUCCAAUGACCUGGAGUUAAGAUUUUGCUGAGCCAUUGUGGGGUUUUGUUGAUUACUUAUAUUCUAUCUGUUGUUGAUUCAGGCAUACCUAUGAAGAUAUGUCUGAGUAAGGUUUUAAUUAUGAAUGAACAUCUUAUGCCAGCUGUUGACUUUCCAUAUUAUCCCUAUUAAACUUGCACUUGUACCGAGUAAAUGUUAAGCUGACUUCUUCCUCUUACUGCA
Messenger RNA from Gossypium raimondii (Peruvian cotton), 717 nucleotides. Its product is annotated as cytochrome c oxidase assembly factor 6. The record is from RefSeq and is a predicted model, not a curated record. NCBI's taxonomy places the organism in Eukaryota, Viridiplantae, Streptophyta, Magnoliopsida, Malvales, Malvaceae. Bases 102 to 407 code for a protein of 101 amino acids. The transcript is spliced from 4 exons. Gene Ontology annotation, cellular component: respiratory chain complex IV; mitochondrion.